Alosa sapidissima (American shad) is the source of this 3248-nucleotide messenger RNA. It is a transcript of the gene tsga10, whose product is annotated as testis specific, 10. NCBI's taxonomy places the organism in Eukaryota, Metazoa, Chordata, Actinopteri, Clupeiformes, Clupeidae. The record is from RefSeq and is a predicted model, not a curated record. Bases 934 to 3102 code for a protein of 722 amino acids. The transcript is spliced from 20 exons.
GUGAUUUGUCCGAAUGUUUAUCCUGAGAAAAGCGGUUUAGCACCUGCAGGUGGCCGAAUGGACUACACCAACUUAAUCAUUUAGUUAUGCAGCAUUAGUAAGAAGUUAAGGAAUUAGCCAACGGAAAUGUAACUUUAUAAUCGUAAUGGCACAGUUUACCAGUUAACUGACCAUUUCGUCGAUACAAAUAGAGCGUAAAUCUGUCCAAUUUAAAGUUGGACGGUCAUAGCCAGCUAACGUUAAAGUUAAGCUAUGUGCUACUGCAACUUGGCUAACGUUAAGUUGGUAGUCUUGACUUAGUAGCUAGUUCAUUUAACCGAUUUGGGCUAUUUUAUUCUGAUUAAACAUUUCUGUUGAGGGUCGUGCGUUUAGUUUUAGUACAACAGUUGGCCGAUUUUGUCGCGGACGGAGAAAAAGUUGUGUUUGUGAAGUUGUCGGUCAGAGCUAAGCCGGUAGAUGGCAGCACAGAUUCAUAAUCCUGUCCAGUAUUUCGGAGGCCCAGUAUAGACUGCCAGAGCCACAGUGGAUAACCAACAGGAGUCAGUUAAGAACAUACUGGAUGGUCUUCAAAAAAAUAUUGUUGAUUUGGAAAAUACCUUAACCAAGCUAAACUCUUCAGUUGAGGUAGUUCAGUGUGACUCAGAUAACUCCGAGUGUCAGCUGAGCUCUGGAUCGGAUGAGGAAUGGCAGGUCCAGCUGUGCCCACAGUCUGCUGAGGAGCAGGCGGAGGAGCAGGCGGAGGAGCUGCAGACCGUACUGAAGGAGCUACAGAGAGAGAGGCAGCAGCUGAACACCAUACUGCAGAGGUUCAGAGUCACAGAGGGAGUUCAGGUUGCAGAGUCUGAGGCCAGUGGCAGUGGGCCGACUCGUGUUGUGCACCGUGUGCAGGAACAGGAGGACGACCUCGGACAGAGGGUGGACCGCCAGCGUACCAUGUGGAGAAGUCGACCAUCGACCAGCCCGACGCGAGGGCUCGCCCUCAGCCCCAGCCCUCCCCGCCACUCCCCUGUCAAGGGAGGGACGUAUGACUCGGAGCUGAUGCGGGUGCUGCGGGAGAGGGACGAGAUGCAGGCCGUGCUGGAGAAGUACGAACGCCACCUCUCCGAGAUCCAGGCCAACGUCAAGGUUCUCACCGCGGACCGCGACAAGACCAGCAUGCACUACCAGCAGGCGCAGCAGGAGAUCGCAGCUCUGCGGCGUGAGGUGAUGCGAGCGCGGUCAGUGCGCAGCAGCAGCGGCUCCAAGGGCGGCGUGACGGCCCACAGCAUCCUGAAGCGUGUGGAGACCGAGAGGGACGAAGCGCAGUCCGACCUGCAGCGCAUGACCACCGAGAGGGACAGCCUCAGGGAGAGACUCAAGAUCACCCAGGAGACAGCCAUCAGUGAGCGAGCUCAUCUAGAGCAGCGCGUGGAAGACCUGCAGACCGCCGUGCUCACUCUGGAGCAGGAGCGUGGGGAGCAGCGUAGCCGGCAGCUGCUGCUGAAGGAGGCGAUGAGGGAGCUGGAGCAGGAGGUGCAGGGUCUCAGCAGCAAGCUCUCUGGAGCAGAGGAGGAGCUCAGCGGGUACAGGGACCAGUGCAGCGUCCUCAGGCUUUCUCAAAAUCAAACGGAGAGUAACCUGAAUGAGACCCAGCGGCGACUCACUUCACGCAUCGGAGAGCUGCAGAAAGUCCAGGAGAAGAAUAAACAGCUGGACGAAAAAAAUGAGUCCUUGUUGAGGCAGCUGCAUGCUAUGAGGGAGGAGAUGGGCUCUGUGCAGAGCUCCAAGUCAGACUUGCAGCAGCGGACACUCUCUCUGCAGGAGCAACUGGACAAGAAGAGCCUGCAGCUCUCGAUGGCCAACUCCCAACUGGACGACAAUGAGAGGACCAUCAGAGGCCUGAAGAUCACCGUAGAGGAACUAGAGACCACCAUUAGGGGGCUGCGUGACUCAGUGAGCGUUAGAGAUUGUGAACUGGGCCUGGUCAGGAAGAAGCUGUCGGACUCCGAGGAUGAGCUGGGUGCUACACUCAAAGCCAGAGAUGCCACAGCUCGGGAGGUCAGCCAGCUCAGAGAUGAUCUGGACAAGGCCCGCAUUGACAACCAGGCACUGCAGUUAAAGGUGGACGACUGCUCACAGGAAAUGGAUAAUCUCCAGAGAAGAGUGCAGGACUAUGCAGAAGACAUCUCCCGCAUUGAGGACCUGCUGGCCUCUAAGGAGCACGAGUGUCGGGAGCUGCAGGAGGGUCGGCGGCGGGCUUCGCUGCAGGCUGAGAGCUGGGAGAGUCAGGCACGGCAGGCGGAGACGGUGGCCAGUCAGCUGCGGAUGGAGCUGGUCACCGCUGACCUGGAGCGCCAACGCCUCAAGGAGAAGCUGGCCAACCUGGAGGCCAGCCUGCAGGAGGCCGUGAGUGCAGAACGGGGCUGCUGCGGUCAGCUCUCCCAGUUGAACCGGCGUCUGCUGCAGCUGGAGGAGGAGCUGAGGGAGACCCAGAGACAGCAGUCCACCACACACACCGACCUGGAGAAGACACGCCAGCUCUGCGUCAAACUGGACAUCAGCAAGGAAGCUUUGCAGCGUGACCUGGACGCCUCCCAGAGUGAGUUGAGCAGCCUGAGGAAGCAGCUGUCCAGCGAGCGAACGUCCACGCGCACCCUGGAGGCUGUGCUGUCCACCACGCGCGACAAGGACCUGCAGCGCCAGCUCAGCUCUGAAGAGCGCAGCGUCGAGGUCCAGCUGCUUAGGGACAAGCUCACCAAGGCCGACACCAAGGCGUCAGUACUGCACACAGCACACACACAACUAUACACCAAGGGGAGCUGCCAGAGUAGAGAGGUGGCUCAUCUGAGGACUCGGGCGUCCCAGCUGGAGUCUGAUCUGGAGAUGACUAAGAAGCAGCUGGCCACGGAGCGCUUUGACAGAGAGCGGGCAGUGCAGGAGUUGCGUCGGCAGGGCCUGUCGUCCACCCUGUCGUCCACCUUGUCUUCGUCACUGCGUCCCUCCUCUCCCUCACGCCGCUCUGUCAGCCCCCAGCGCCCCUGGUCCCCAGAGCGCCCCUACCACAGCACGCCAGAGCAUCGCUCCCCUAAGCGGAAUGCCAUACUGCGGGACCUGUAUGACUGAGCGCCCCAUCAUAAUGCAGUCUUUUGGUCGCUCAGUGUACUUUUUUUUACAUAUCAGUUAUUUUCUAUGAAUUAUACAUGAACUUUCAAGAAUAACACAGUAUUGUGUCUGAAUGUCUCAAUAAAUUGGUGGUGUUUUAUACUGUU